Molecule: messenger RNA, 737 nt
Organism: Neltuma alba
Lineage: Eukaryota; Viridiplantae; Streptophyta; Magnoliopsida; Fabales; Fabaceae
Product: glutaredoxin-C11-like
Exons: 1
Coding region: 90-398 (102 amino acids)
Source: RefSeq, a predicted model, not a curated record
UCUCACCAUCAUCUUGCUCAUCAGUUACCCAGCUAUUUCUGCUGAAAAAAUAUCGCCCACCUCCGUCAAAUUAUAGCUGAGAUAAUAUAAUGGACAGAGUGAGAGAUUUGGCAUCAAACAAGGCGGCUGUUAUAUUCACCAAAAGCUCAUGUUGCAUGUGCCACAGCAUCAAGCAACUGUUCUACGAGCUGGGAGCAAGCCCGGCAGUGCACGAGCUGGACACUGAUGCGUAUGGCAGAGAAAUGGAAAGGGCUCUGAGAGGGAUGGGCUGUAACCCUUCAGUUCCGGCAGUGUUCAUUGGAGGCAAAUUCGUGGGCUCAGCCAAAGAUAUCAUAUCCCUCCACGUCGAUGGUUCUCUCAAACAGAUGCUCAUAAAUGCCAAGGCCAUAUGGUUUUAGGCUUUUAGCUAUAUAUAUCUAUAGUGCUGUCCGCUUUCAACAAGCUCCCUGUACUACCAUCACGCACGUAGUAGUAUAAGAGGAGUGGAUUUCUAAUGCAAGCAAUUUAGUCUGAUCUCACUGUUUUUAUUAUAAAGGGACACUCCUGCUUUUUCUUCAGCGUCCCGUACGUUAAGCAGAUUUGGAGAAUGAAGGAAGUGUGUAUAAAAUAGCCUUUUUUGUGAUCUUUUGAAAAGGCUCAUUCUAUAUGUAUAAUCACUGUUUAAGAGUUAGCUGAAUCCAUGUCUCAUAUAUAUAUAUAUAUAUAUAUAUAUAAUGGAGGGAAGGGCUAUGCACACA